UUUCUGCUGAACGCAACCAAUUACAUUGCACCCCAUAGGCACCCAUAGUUUGUAUACCAAUUGAAGUCCAAACCCAUCGAAUUUUUACAUAAGCAAUUUAGGCCCUGUGAAAACACUAAUAUUCAAUAUGAAUCGUUUUAUGACAAUUCUCAAGAGUAAGGAAACUCGCAAUUAUUUUAUGAGCACGCAUUUUUGGGGACCCGUUGCUAAUUGGGCGAUACCAAUUGCUGCCAUCUCCGAUAUCCAGAGAGAUCCUAAGUACAUUAGUGGUAAAAUGACCUUUGCCUUAUGCUUAUAUUCAGCAAUGUUCAUGAGAUUUGCAAUCAAGGUGCAACCACGCAACAUGCUUUUAUUUGCCUGCCACUUUGUCAAUGAAGGUGCACAAAUUACGCAAGGUUGUAGAUUUAUUAAGCAUCAUUAUCUUAGUAAGAAAGAGCAGUAAGUCGAAAUAUAUAAUAUACAUGAUAUUGAUUUUAAAACAAUAGGGCUUUACAUUAAUAUAU
This is a messenger RNA of Cyphomyrmex costatus, 503 nucleotides long. It is a transcript of the gene Mpc1, whose product is annotated as mitochondrial pyruvate carrier. Gene Ontology annotation, biological process: pyruvate import into mitochondria. Gene Ontology annotation, cellular component: mitochondrial inner membrane. The record is from RefSeq and is a predicted model, not a curated record. The transcript has 3 exons. NCBI's taxonomy places the organism in Eukaryota, Metazoa, Arthropoda, Insecta, Hymenoptera, Formicidae. Bases 128 to 442 code for a protein of 104 amino acids.